Molecule: messenger RNA, 4402 nt
Organism: Chenopodium quinoa (quinoa)
Lineage: Eukaryota; Viridiplantae; Streptophyta; Magnoliopsida; Caryophyllales; Amaranthaceae
Product: cullin-associated NEDD8-dissociated protein 1-like
Exons: 28
Coding region: 161-3823 (1220 amino acids)
Biological process (GO): protein ubiquitination; SCF complex assembly
Cellular component (GO): nucleus
Source: RefSeq, a predicted model, not a curated record
AAGUACUAUUUAAAAAAAAAAAAAAAAAACCCAAGAGACCUCAUACUUCCCUUUUUCACCUUUCAUUUUUUCCAGAAAAAAAAAAAAAAAAAAACGAAUUCCAUAGUCACUCGCUCUCAAGUUUGCUGCAUAAUUGCUUCAGUUGCUUGGCUGUGUAAUCAUGGCGAACGUUGCAUUGACAGGGAUACUUGAAAAGAUGACUGGUAAAGAUAAAGAUUACCGCUAUAUGGCUACUUCUGAUUUGUUAAAUGAAUUGAGCAAGGAGGGAUUUAAGGUUGAUUCUGAUUUGGAAAUUAAGUUGGCACUUACCAUUCUUCAGCAACUUGAUGAUUCGGCUGGGGAUGUUUCUGGACUAGCUGUGAAAUGUCUUGCUCCACUAGUGAAGAAGGUCAAUGAGGCAAGGGUACUAGAUAUGACGAACAAACUUUGUGAAAAGCUCCUGAAUGUUAAAGAACAACACAGAGAUGUUGCAAGCAUAGCUUUAAAGACGAUCGUUUCUGAAGUCAACAGUUCAUCAGCUGUUCAAGCUCUAAUUGAUUCUCUUGUACCUCAGUUAACAACUGGAAUAAUUGGCAGCGGAUCAAGUACAGAGAUCAAAUGUGAGUGUCUUGAUAUCUUGUGUGAUGUUCUUCAUAGAUAUGGGAACCUUGUGGUUGCCUAUCAUGAGGAGCUGCUUCGUGCACUGCUCUCUCAGUUGAAUUUUACUCAAGCCACAAUUAGAAAGAAGACAAUUUCUUGCAUAGCAUCACUUGCAUCAAGCUUGUCUGAUGAUUUAUUGACGAAGGCUACAGUUGAAGUUGUUGGACUUUUGAAACGCAAGGCUACAAAGCCUGAAAUGACGCGAACACACAUUCAAAUGGUUGGGGCUCUAAGUCGUGCUGUUGGAUAUCGUUUUGGGCCUCAUCUUCAGGAUACUGUUCCUCUGUUGAUCAAUUAUUGCAAAAGUGCAUCUGAGAAUGAUGAAGAGCUUCGAGAGUACAGUUUGCAGGCUCUUGAGAGUUUUCUACUUAGAUGUCCAAGGGAUAUUUCUGCUUAUUGUGACGAAAUUCUUCAUCUUACUCUGGAAUUUCUUAGUUAUGAUCCAAAUUUCACUGAUAACAUGGAGGAAGAUACUGAUGACGAAAAUAACGAGGAAGAUGAAGAUGAUGAAAGUGCCAAUGAAUAUACAGAUGACGAGGACGCUAGCUGGAAAGUGAGAAGAGCUGCAGCAAAAUGUCUAGCUGGACUCAUUGUUUCUCGGCCUGAGCUGCUCUCAAACCUAUAUGAAGAGGCUUGUCCAAAGCUUAUCGAAAGGUUUAAAGAAAGAGAAGAAAAUGUUAAGAUGGAUGUAUUUAAUACAUUCAUUGAGCUCUUGAGGCAGACUGGAAAUGUUACCGGAGGGCAGAUGGAUACAGACGAGAUGAGUCCUAGGUGGUUACUAAAGCAAGAAGUUCCGAAAAUUGUGAAAUCUAUAAAUAGGCUGCUGCGUGAAAAGUCUAUCAAAACUAAGGUUGGUGCCUUUUCUGUGCUUAAAGAACUUGUUGUUGUCUUGCCAGACUGCUUGGCCGACCAGAUUGGAUCUCUAAUUUCAGGAAUAGAGAAGGCCUUACUAGAAAACUCAUCUACAUCAAAUUUGAAAAUUGAGGCACUUGUAUUUACGAGAUUAGUUUUGGCUUCACAUUCACCUCUUGUUUUUCAUCCGCAUAUAAAGGCUCUUUCUGGUCCUGUACUAUCUUCGGUUGGUGAGCGAUACUACAAGGUCACUGCUGAGGCAUUGAGAGUUUGCGGAGAACUUGUCCGAGUUUUGCGUCCAAGUAUUGAGGUUUCUGGCUUUGACUUUAAACCAUUUGUUCAUCCUAUCUACAAUGCUAUCAUGACACGCUUGACGAAUCAAGAUCAAGACCAGGAAGUUAAGGAGUGUGCUAUCACUUGCAUGGGACUUGUUAUUUCAACAUUUGGUGAUAAUCUUACUGCGGAAUUACCAGCAUGUCUUCCUGUUCUUGUUGAUCGAAUGGGAAAUGAGAUAACCAGGCUUACUGCAGUAAAGGCUUUUGCUGUCAUUGCUGCUUCUCCACUUCGUAUCGAUCUGUCAUGUGUCUUGGAGAAUGUUAUUGUUGAGUUAACGGCGUUUCUACGGAAGGCCAAUCGAGCGCUUAGACAGGCCACUCUGGGGACACUGAACUCUCUAAUAGUUGCAUAUGGCGACAAAAUAACUUCUUCAGCUUAUGGAGUCAUUAUUGUUGAAUUAUCAACUCUCAUUAGUGAUUCAGACUUGCAUAUGACUGCUCUUGCUCUGGAGCUGUGCUGCACUUUAAUGACUGACAGAAGGUCAAACCCAAGUGUUGGCUUGACUGUGAGGGACAGAGUUCUUCCUCCUGCGUUGACAUUAGUCAAGAGCUCUUUGCUCCAGGGGCAAGCACUCACGGUAUUGCACUACAGAAUUUUUUUUGCUGGCUUGGUGUAUUCUGCAUAUACAAGUUUUGAGAAUUUGCUAGAUUCUCUGCUUUCAUGUGCUAAACCAUCUCCUCAGUCUGGUGGUGUCGCUAAACAAGCGAUGUUUUCAAUUGCUCAGUGUGUUGCUGUUCUUUGCCUUGCUGCGGGUGAUGACAGAUGCUCGUCUACAGUAGACAUGCUGACAAAUAUUCUCAAGGGUGACAGUACAAUCAAUUCAGCAAAGCAACACCUAGCCUUGCUCUGUUUGGGAGAGAUAGGAAGAAGGAAAGACCUGAGCGCACAUGCUCAUAUUGAGAAUAUUGUUAUCGAUUCUUUUCAAUCCCCUUUUGAAGAGAUUAAAUCUGCAGCCUCCUAUGCCCUUGGGAACAUUGCUGUUGGAAAUCUGUCCAAGUAUUUGCCUUUUAUUCUGGACCAGAUUGAUCAUCAGCAAAAGAAGCAGUAUCUGUUGCUGCAUUCAUUGAAAGAGGUUAUUGUUAGACAAUCAACAGAUAAAGCUGAGUUUCAAGCCACUAGUGUUGAUAAGAUUCUAAACCUGUUGUUUAAUCAUUGUGAAAGUGAGGAGGAGGGAGUACGCAAUGUGGUCGCUGAAUGCCUUGGUAAAAUUGCUCUCAUUGAGCCCAAUAAACUUGUCCCUGCACUAAAGAUGCGAAUUACAAGUCCUGCUGGAUUCACUAGGGCCACUGCCAUCAUUGCCAUUAAGUAUUCUCUGGUGGAAAGGCCUGAAAAAAUAGACGAGAUACUGCAUCCUGAAAUCUCUUCAUUUCUGUUGCUAAUUAAGGAUCAAGAUUGGCAUGUUAGACGUGCAGCUGUUUUGGCUUUAAGUACAGCUGCCCAUAAUAAGCCAAAUCUCAUCAAAGGGCUUUUGCCGGAAAUGCUGCCUCUUCUAUAUGAUCAGACUGUGGUUAAGCAAGAGUUGAUUAGAACAGUUGAUUUGGGUCCAUUUAAGCAUGUUGUAGAUGAUGGUCUUGAACUAAGAAAAGCAGCUUUUGAAUGUGUUGACACUUUGUUGGACCAUUGCCUCGAUCAAGUCAAUCCAGCUUCCUUUAUUAUCCCCCAUCUAAAAUCUGGUCUGGAUGAUCAUUAUGAUGUUAAAAUGCCGUGCCACCUUAUCCUUUCUAAACUCGCAGACAAGUGUCCAUCUGCUGUAUUGGCAGUCUUGGAUUCGUUGGUGGACCCUCUUCAGAAGACUAUUAAUUUUAAGCCAAAGCAAGAUGCUGUGAAGCAAGAGAUAGAUCGUAAUGAGGACAUGAUAAGGAGUGCUCUUAGAGCAAUUGCAUCUUUGAAUCGCAUUAGUGGUGGUGAUUGCAGCAUUAGGUUCAAGAACCUCAUGAAUGAAAUUUCGAAAUCCCCUACACUAUGGGAAAAAUAUCACUCCAUCCGCAACGAGUGAUGGCAUGUGUAGCAUUCUGGCCGCAUACAACUGAGCUGCAUGAUAAGCACUCAACAGGAUAUUGCUUCAAUGAACUUGCUGCUAGGCGCAAAAGAAGGGAUGCAACUGGAAGCCCAUAUGAUGUUUGGACUCGAUGCGACAUGAAUUUCGAAGAGUUGUAGGAAGAUACAAAACUAACGGCCUUUGAGUAGGAAAUGUUUUGUACAGACAGGCAUAUUCCUUGACACUAUUGAUAGUUUGGUUCUGUAGGAUUAUUGUUUCCUUUAUAAUUUUUUAAUAGCACCGGACGUCUAUACAUUUCUGCCUGAAGCAAUAUGCUGUUCAUUUGCAGAUAGAGCAUUAUUCAAUCCUGGCCUGUGCUGGAGAUUUUGCUUGAGUUGCAGUUUCUGCAGGUUCAUGCUGAACAUGCAUAUAAUUUUUAUCUAUACUUUUUAAAUGGCUACUUCCUGCUUAGGGUUAUUGUCUUGUACGUCUAUACCUUAAUGUUCUUGAGAUAAUCAUUAACCUUAAAUCAUAUAGCUGUACAUGUAUUAUGUUGUGCUUCCUUAAGAAAUUGAUUUUUAGUAAGGCUUGAUAGUU